AUGUCCUUGACGAAGCUGACUUGCAGAAAGAGGAGGACGGAGAAGGCGUGGCUCCGUGUGAAGAGCAAGGACUUGGACUCCAGCGAGGUGGAGGACCUGAUCCUUGACACUGAGCUCCUCACGCCGUUGCAGCAGCAGAGGAAGAAGAAGGAAGUCGAAAUGGAGAAGAAGCGUCUCGAGCAGCUGCCUCCGGAGGAGAGGGAGGAGAAGCAGGAAGAGCGCAAGACGAAAGCAAAACAUAAAUUGGCGCAGCGCUUGGCAAGGGAGGCGCUGGCGAACCACGCCAAGGAGCAGGGCCUUCAGAAGGUGCCGCACCAAUUUGAGGAUGAGGUGCACUACAUCGCAAGCUUCAUGCCCCUCUACUUCCGGGAGUGCCAGGCGCAGAUUCAGCGCUGCAAGGAUUCGGAGAUGCUCAAAGAGGCGGAGAGGGUCCGGUUCCACGCCUUCCGCCUGGAGGAGCCUUUCGUGAAGCUGGAACUGCUCCGGACCAAAGAGGCCUGCACAGUGACUCAGUAUAGCGGCCAAGACUUGGUCCUGCUCACGCAAGAGGAGGAUCUUUCCAAGCCGCAUCACGUGCACCUGCUGGGCCUGGUGGACCACUCCGUCAUGCAGAACGUCCACCUUACGGUUUGCGUCGACAUGGCCAGCAAACCCGGCUCCAGGAUGAAGGAGGUGGCCAACCUGAUUGCCAAAGAAGCGCCAUGGUACAUGGUCAAGGUGACCUCCAUGUCCACGCAGAUUCGGGAGUUCGAAGGCAUGAAAGCCCUGCCGGAGAUCUUUCUCAAGGAGACCAUCCUCAACCGUGAGGACGUGCCAGGCGACGAGGGCACCGAGAUGCAGGCGGCCUCCGCGCUGGAGCUGGGGGCCGCGCCCAAGCUGCGCCUGGACGAGCGGACGUUGGUGCUCCCCGAGGCCAUGGAGCAGUGGCUGCAAUCCAGGUACAACGAGUCCCAGCAGAAUGCCAUUCGCGAUUCGCAGAAGGUGCAGGGCAUCACCUUGGUGCAGGGGCCCCCGGGCACUGGGAAGACAACCACGGUGAUGGCCAUCAUUGCGGGCCUUUUGGGCGCCAACCGACAGGCGCGCCAGGAAGAAUGGGAAAGAGGCGCACGUAGAGGCCGUCUUGGAGGACUGCAGUGA
Molecule: messenger RNA, 1137 nt
Organism: Effrenium voratum
Lineage: Eukaryota; Dinophyceae; Suessiales; Symbiodiniaceae
Source: the annotation of a GenBank genome assembly